Panicum hallii is the source of this 1317-nucleotide messenger RNA. RefSeq names its product putative F-box/LRR-repeat protein 9. The record is from RefSeq and is a predicted model, not a curated record. The transcript has 3 exons. Gene Ontology annotation, molecular function: protein binding. NCBI's taxonomy places the organism in Eukaryota, Viridiplantae, Streptophyta, Magnoliopsida, Poales, Poaceae. Bases 272 to 1219 code for a protein of 315 amino acids.
GAGACCUCGCAGCCGCGUGAUGAUGAAGGCUGAGCACGCCGAACCUCUCGUCUUCUUCUUUGCUCAUCCCAUUUGUAUCUGUGCCCGGCCUUGAAGUGGCGCUUUAAUUCUCACAGGAAACGAGGAAUUUCUCAUUAAGCAAGACGGGACUGAAAAGCCUCUCGAUUGCUCGUCUUUAUAAACUAGUGCGCCACCAAGAACGAAGAGCCUUCCAUUGUCACAUCGAAGAGCUCUCCAUCUCCUUCCUUGGCAGCAGGUACGGUGGUGGUGGAUGAUGAUGGCCUCGCCGGUUCGCCGCCGAAGGUGUGGCGAGGGAAUGGACGAUGCACCACCGAUAGGAACAGGCGACUGGCCGGUGCCGGCCAGGGACUGGUCGGAGCUGCCGCUGGACGCCCUCGUGUCUGUCUUCGUCAAGCUCGGCGCCAUCGAGAUCCUGAUGGGCGCGGGCCUCGUAUGCCGCUCCUGGCUCCAGGCAGCGGAGCUGCCCGAGCUGUGGCGGUCCGUGGUCAUGGCGUGCCACAAGGUGGUGGACAACAUCGUCGACGUUGACGACGACACAGUUCGCGCCUCUCCCGUGGAGCCAAAGAUCAACCGCGAUGUCCUGUGCGCCAUGGCGAGGGUCGCCGUCGACCGCUCCCGUGGGCAGCUGGAGGUGUUCGUGGCCAUGCGGUUCGUUACCGAUCAACUCUUGGAGUACAUCGGCAACAGGUCGCCCGCUCUGAAGACCGUCAGCCUCAUCUCGUGCGCCGGCGUCUCCAACCAAGGGUUCACGCAGCUGAUCAACAAGUGCCCUAUGCUAGAGGACCUCCUGCUUGCGUUGUGCCACAGGAUCGGCGGCCGUGACGUCUACGAGGCUGCCGGCCGGGCAUGCCCGCGGCUCAGGCGCUUCAGGCUGUGCAAGAGGAUGCUUGUUUCCUUGCUCGCAGAGAAGCCCGGGGAGGCGCUCGGGUUUGCGGCGAUGCACGAGCUGCGGACCCUCGUCCUCAUCGGGAGCGACGUCACCAACGCUGAGCUCGCGUCCGUCAUCGACUGCUGCCCUCGCCUGGAGAGUCUCGACCUCAUGGACUGCUUCAACAUCGUCGCCGACGACGUGCUGCGGGCGAGGUGCGCCGGGAUCAAGUCGCUGAUGCUUCCUCCCCGCCGUCGCGAGGUUGAUGUUGACGACGAGUACGAAUCUCUCAGCUUAAGGGAUUGCGAUUUCGGCUCGGACUCCUAUUGAGAGAUGUGAUGAUCCUUAUUGUGGACGCUGCCUUAGCCUAACUACUACUGUGGUAAAGCGUCCGUGUGGUAUCUCAAAAUGUUUACCAAGUUUUUUAU